Temnothorax curvispinosus is the source of this 2001-nucleotide messenger RNA. RefSeq lists its product as uncharacterized. The record is from RefSeq and is a predicted model, not a curated record. The transcript has 4 exons. The annotation marks the transcript as partial. Gene Ontology annotation, biological process: DNA catabolic process. Gene Ontology annotation, cellular component: cytoplasm. Gene Ontology annotation, molecular function: nucleic acid binding; 3'-5'-DNA exonuclease activity. Lineage: Eukaryota; Metazoa; Arthropoda; Insecta; Hymenoptera; Formicidae.
AUGAAAACUGAUCAGAAUCGAACCAAGAACCCGAAGAGCAGUACCACUGAAAACAUCGUGGCAGUUAAAAAUGUAUUGAGUAAUGAAUCAAACGAUUUGGAAAGCCCAGAAGAACAAAAUUCUAUAGUAAAGUUGAAAGCUGCAUACGACGCCGGAUGGCAAAAGAAAGGGUCAGGUCGAAGCUAUAAUAGUCUUACUGCUCAUGGCAUCGGGAUCGGAUCCAAGAAUAAAUUAGUUAUCGGCUAUGCAACUAGAAACAAACGGUGUAUCUUCUGUGAGAAAGGUCACCCACCGGAAGAUCAUGACUGUCGACUGAAUCACACUGGCAGUUCAAAAUCUAUGGAAGCCUCGAUGGCUGUGGAAAUUUUCGCGAAGAAUCCAAUGCUUAAGGAGGAGGGCGUUGUGAUUGGUACGAUCAUCAGUGAUGACGAUUCAUCUACUAUAGCCCAACUUCGACGCGAAUCAGAGCAUCCAGUUGAAAAGGAGUCGGAUAAAAAUCACGCUGUCUGCACCCUUAGUAAAGCACUGUGGGCUCUGAAGAUCCCGAGUAAAGUAAUUGAUUACAUCAAGUAUUGCUUUGGUUGCGUACUAGAAAAAAAUAAAGAUAAUGAGGAAGCCGUCAGGACUGGUCUUCUAAACAUAGUUCCACACGCCUUCGACGACCACUCGAACUGUGGAACCUGGUGUGGAUACAAUAAAGAUCCAACUACAUAUUUGCACAAGAUCCUACCCGGAGGUAAAGGUCUAACCGAUGAGAACAUGAAAGCUUCGCUAACGGAUGUGUUGCGAAAGUUUGCUGCCAAUGCGAGACGUCUCGCGCCAUGUGGCUCAACUCAAGGGAACGAAUCAUUUCACAAUAUAUCCCUCAGUAAAACGACUAAACGCAACCACUACGGAGGAUCUGAGUCGAAUGACUUUCGCGUGGCGUCUGCUGUCUGCCAAAAGAAUUGUGGCACUUCGUACGUGGUAUCAGUUAAUACGAAAUUAAACCUCUCACCGGGUAAACAUACUGAGAAGUAUCGAGCUCAAAAAGAUAAGCUGAGAGCGGCACGAGCACUUUCUGCUAAAACUGUAGAGAAGAAACGUCGACGCCGACAACUAUUCCAGCAACGUCACCAUACAAACACGAGGGCAGAAAAUAAGGAAGGCAUCACUUAUUCUUCAGGAUGUGGUUUCAAUACGUUUGUAGAACUUGAUAAUAGCUACUCGAUUCGAAAUACUCCAAUUCCGAGCACCAGUGCCUUAGCGUUUUUCGAUCUAGAAACAACAGGGCUAUCGAAAACAUCCGAAAUCGUCCAAGUCUCUGCCAAACUCGGUUUGCAAGAAUUCAACGCUUUCAUUGUGCCCUCACAUGGCUUUUCACCGAGUGCGUCUCUCGUGACAGGGUUGAGUGUGGAUGAUGGAGAAUUGUUUCGAAAUGGAGAAAAGAUGAAAACCAUGCCGCGCAGGCUGGCCUUGAAAUCUUUCAUCGACUUCUUGACACCUGGUCCUGUAAUCCUCAUUGCCCAUAAUGGCGGACGUUUUGAUGCCCCUAUGCUGUUGAACGAGUUGAGAUCUCUGGGAUUGUUGCAAGACUUUCAAUCAGUGGUGUUUGGAUUCUGCGAUACCCUGCCUCUUUUGAAGAAAAAACUACCAGAAAGAAUAAAAGCUAAAAAGUCCUUUCGUCAAUCGGUUUUGGCUGAGGAUUUAGUGGGGAGCGGGGCUGCCGAUGGUGCUCAUGAUAGUUUAGUAGACGUUAGGAUGCUGGCCAAUAUAAUUGAGUCUGUAGGCAUCAACAACGAAGAACUACGAUCUAAUUCCGUGACUGUACACUCGGUACUUAUGGCACAGGUGGAAGCUGCUAAAACUAAAGUAAACAGGCAUGAUUUGGAUUGCCUGAAGGGGGGAGUAUCCACAGGAAUGCUUACGAAAAUGGCGAAGGCUGGUGUAACUAUCGACUUUCUAAAGAAAUCGUAUUCUGAUGGUGGCGAAGACGCGGUUACUAUGCUUUUAGGAGAAGAC